Messenger RNA from Felis catus (domestic cat), 1713 nucleotides. RefSeq names its product methionyl aminopeptidase type 1D, mitochondrial (gene METAP1D). NCBI's taxonomy places the organism in Eukaryota, Metazoa, Chordata, Mammalia, Carnivora, Felidae. Gene Ontology annotation, biological process: proteolysis. The transcript has 10 exons. Gene Ontology annotation, molecular function: metalloaminopeptidase activity. The record is from RefSeq and is a predicted model, not a curated record. Bases 16 to 1335 code for a protein of 439 amino acids.
UGCUACAAAUAUUGGAUGCCACGCUUACCUGACAGGCUUCUUCCAUCCCACCUGGGCGCGGGGGCUCUGAGCGAGAGCGCGAACCGUGGCUGGAGCCCGCCUCUCGCGGCCGGAGCGGGUUCGGCGGACCGCGGGUUCCCCUGCUGGCCCCAGUGCGGGGGCCGCUUUGCUGCCGGCGCUCCCGCAGUCAGCCCCCCGCGCGCACGCGCGCUCCCCCUGGGGCGGCCCGGGCGCCUCCAGUCUUCGGCUGGGCUGCGACUGGACAGCUCCGGCGGGCGGGGCGGGGCGGCUAGGGAGUUGCUCCGCGACCACGUGACCGGCACUAACAUGGCGGCGCCCAGCGGCGUCCACCUGCUCGUCCGCAGAGGUUAUCAUAGAAUUCUGUCUUCACCACUCAAUCAUAUCUACUUACACAAGCAGUCAAGCAGUCAACAAAGAAGAAAUUUCUUUUUCCGGAGACAAAGAGAUACUUCACACAGGAUAGUUUUGCCGGCCGCAGCUUCUCCAGCCCACCCAGUGCCUGAGCACAUAAAGAAGCCAGACUAUGUGACGACAGGCAUUGUACCCGACUGGGGAGACAGCAUAGAAGUUAAGAAUGAAGAUCAGAUUCAAGGGCUUCGUCAGGCUUGUCAGCUGGCCCGUCAUGUCCUCCUCCUGGCUGGGAAGAGUUUAAAGGUUGACAUGACAACUGAAGAGAUAGAUGCUCUUGUCCAUCAGGAAAUCAUCAGUCAUGAUGCUUAUCCCUCACCUCUAGGCUACGGAGGUUUUCCAAAAUCUGUUUGUACCUCUGUAAACAACGUGCUAUGUCAUGGUAUUCCUGACAGUCGACCUCUUCAGGAUGGAGAUAUUAUCAACAUUGAUGUCACGGUCUAUUACAAUGGCUACCAUGGAGAUACCUCUGAAACAUUUUUGGUGGGCAAUGUGGACGAAUGUGGUAAAAAGUUAGUGGAGGUUGCCAGGAGGUGUAGAGAUGAAGCAAUUGCAGCUUGCAGAGCGGGGGCUCCCUUCUCUGUAAUUGGAAACACAAUCAGCCACAUAACUCAUCAGAAUGGUUUGCAAGUCUGUCCACAUUUUGUGGGACAUGGGAUAGGAUCUUACUUUCAUGGACAUCCAGAAAUUUGGCAUCAUGCGAAUGACAGCGAUCUACUCAUGGAGGAGGGAAUGGCGUUCACCAUAGAGCCAAUCAUCACCGAGGGAUCCCCCGAAUUUAAAGUCCUGGAGGAUGCAUGGACUGUGGUCUCCCUGGACAAUCAAAGGUCCGCCCAGUUCGAGCACACCGUUCUCAUCACGUCGGGGGGCGUGGAGAUCCUGACCAAACUACCCCACGAGGCCUGAGGAGCCACCUGAAGGUCACAGAGGCCAGGAGGUUUUUAUCCUAAAUUGUUGAAAUCUAGCUGGAGAACUUUUAAAAGACACAGGCGAACGGCAGUUCACGCAGUAACCAACCUAGCAUUUACUCUUGGAAAAACCCGGUGGGGUUUGGGGGCAGCUGGGAACUCAGAUCUCAAGCCCUGCCUUGGCCUGAGCGGCUUCAGAGGGAUGGAUCCUGGAGCCGGCUCGGCUUCCCAACGCUCCGCACUUCCCAACGCAGGGAAAAGAUUCUGGAGGGGAAUGGGGACGCCCUCGGUUGGAAGAGGAGGGAUUUCUAGAGAUGCAUGGUUUUCGCUUUGCCUUGUCUUGACUCUGACCAAGUAAAAAGCUUUUCCUUCUUAA